This is a messenger RNA of Tuber aestivum (summer truffle), 2304 nucleotides long. Lineage: Eukaryota; Fungi; Ascomycota; Pezizomycetes; Pezizales; Tuberaceae. The record is from the annotation of a GenBank genome assembly.
AAAACCCAGGUGGCCCUCGAAUAUGUUUAUUGGUGCGCAAGUGAGAGCGAUUAUGAUAUUUUCUGGGUGAAUGGAAGUGGGGUGUUGAGAUUUUGGGAGGGGUUCAGGGCCAUUGGCCAGCAUGUUCAGAUUCCCGUAGCCAGCGCCGAGACGGAAGAAGAGGAGUUCCUGUUGAGUGUAAAAAGGUGGCUUGAAGGCCCAGACAGUGGCGAUUGGAUUCUGGUUAUUGACAACGCCGAAAACGAGGAGCACUUCACUGGGAACUACGGUCCCAUCUCUAAGUUUGUACCACAAGGUCCUAGAGGUACUGUAAUAUUUACGACCAGAUCUCGCCAGAUCGCAUUGCGCCAGGGGUGCGAAAGGAUUGAUGUGGGAAGAAUGGAGGAAAAUGAAGCACUAGCCUUGUUUGCGAAACACUACGGUAGCAGGGGGAGUUUGAGGGAUGGGGAGGAAGAAGCCGUUUCGAGGAUCUUAGCCUCGCUGGAUUACUUGCCGCUGGCUGUGGUAGGAUCCGCAGCUUUCAUGCUUGAGACCCAAACACCACCCUCCGACUACUGGACGAUUUUCCAGGAGAACGAUAAACGAAAGACUCAGCUACUGUCACAGCCGUUCAGCGAUAUCCGUCGCGACGUCGACAUCACAGAAAGUAUCUUGAGCACGUACUUCAUCACCUUUGACCGAAUUACGGAACAGAUGCCGACCGCUGGGCAUCUCCUACGGCUAAUUGCGUUCUUUGAUCGCCAAAAUAUCCCGGAGCAGCUCCUAAGAGAAUCUGGAGUUGGAGGGGUGGAUGAUCCAGUUGAAUUCCGUCGGUCUGUCGGAAAACUAUCGGGAUUCUCAUUGGUUACUUCUACCCACCAUGAAAACAAAACAUUUUAUGAGCUCCAUCGUUUAGUGCAGCUAUCGAUACAGGCCUAUUUAUCGCCGGAAGAGUUGAAUAAAUGGAGUGCCACCGCAUUAGGAGUGAUCUCCCGGAUAUUCCCAAAAUAUGAGCACGAGCUGCGGGAUAUCUGCAGUGAUUACCUUCCGCACGCGCUUGCAGUAACUAGUGGUAGAACGGAUGCUAUUGUGGAAGACCUUCAUUUUCGCAUGGCAGAGUGCUUUCUACAUUUCGGUUCCUACGGCAAUGCCGAGGAACAAAUCCGCCGAUGUAUCAGCCUCCGUGAACAGAAUAAAGAGCAUGGAUGGGAUAAGGGUCAUACAAGAUUCAUGCUACUAGCACGGGUAGGCGCUUGCCAAGGAAGGGCCAAGGAGGCCGAGAAGACACUUAAGAAUGCACUAGAGAGUCUCGAGACGUCUUUCGGCCCUGGCGACCCUGACACCCUACGGUGUUUAUCCUACCUGGCGAGUGUGAUGAGUGAUCUCGGAAAGUACGGUGAAUCAGAGAAGAUGAAUAGGCGUGCACUGGAGGCGCGCGGGAAGGUGCUUGGACCUGACCACCGGGACACCCUAACAAGUGCCAUUAACCUAGCUUUAGCGCUUCAGUACCAAGGGAAGUACAAGGAAUCAGAGGCGAUAAAUCGGCGGGCACUUGAGGGGCACCAGAGGGUUCAUGGACCAGACCAUCCCAACACUUUAACUAGUGUCAACACCCUGGCCGCGUUGCUGGAACUACAAGGAAAGCACAAUGAAUCAGAGAUGCUGAAUCGCCGUGCACUGAAGGCGCGUGACCAGAUUCUUGGAUCCAACCACCCAGAUACCCUAACAAGUGUCAACAACCUGGCUCUGGUGCUCCAACGCCAAGGAAAGUAUGAUGAAUCAGAGGCAGCGAAUCGGCAUGCACUGGAGGGGCGAAAGAAAAUUCUUGGACCAGACCACCCAGACACUCUGCUUAGCGUCAGCCACCUCGCUAUGGUGCUGUCUUAUCGAGAAAAGUACAAGGAAUCAGAGGAGAUGAAUCGGUAUGCACUGCAGGGACGCGAGAAGGUUCUUGGGCCAGAUCACCCAGACACUCUAAUCAGCGCAGGAAACCUAGCAGUUGUGCUGGAAUACGAAGAAAAGUACGAUGAAUCAGAGAAGAUGCAUCGGCGCGCGCUAGAGGGGCGCGAGAAAGUUCUUGGGCAAGACCACCCCAACACCCUGAUAAGUGUCAGCGGCUUGGCUAUUGUGCUGUGUAACCAAGGAAAGUACGAUGAAUCAGAGAAAAUGUAUCGCCUUGCACUCGAGGGACGCGAGAAGAUUCUAGGACCAGACCACCCCCAGACUCUAACAAGUCUCAGCAACCUGGCAUUUGUGUUACAAUACCAACGAAAGUACGAUUCAUCAGAGAGGAUGCAUCGGCGUGCCGUGGUGGGGCGUGAGAAG